This is a messenger RNA of Ipomoea nil (Japanese morning glory), 855 nucleotides long. RefSeq lists its product as uncharacterized. The coding region runs from base 1 to 855 and encodes 284 amino acids. The transcript is spliced from 2 exons. The record is from RefSeq and is a predicted model, not a curated record. NCBI's taxonomy places the organism in Eukaryota, Viridiplantae, Streptophyta, Magnoliopsida, Solanales, Convolvulaceae.
AUGGUAUCAGAACAUGGACGCCACUCUUACGCCGCCGCCGUCUCCGGCACAAACGACGCCACCAUCUCCGGCACAAGCGACGUCAACCAAACUACGCAAGCCGACCCUCCAAUCUCAGAAUCACCGGCUAGCACUGUUCCAGGAACGAUUCCGCAGAGGAAUCAAGUCAAUCAACAGAGAAGUCUCAAUGCAAAGGAGUUGGAGAAUCCGCUCAUCCUAGGCAUCAACGACAACCCGUCAGCUGUGCUGGUUAGUCCACCACUGGUAGGGAGUUCCAACUAUGGAACUUGGUGCGUUAGCAUGCGUAUUGCCUUAGAGAUUAAAAAUAAGUGGAGUUUGAUCGAUGGAAGCAUCACGCCGCUUAGCAGAGAGCAUCCACAGUAUUUGGCAUGGAGACGCUGCAACCUGUUGGUUUGUUCGUGGCUAUUCAAAGCGGUGCACCCUUCGAUCGCACAAAGUUUAAUGCAUCUUGACAAAGGCAGAGAAAUUUGGGAGGAUCUACGGAGAAGAUUCUCGCACUGUGACGCUCAGCGGAUCUCCAUUCUACAAAAUGAGAUAUACAAUAUGAAACAAGGUCUAAUGUCUGUGAGUGAUUAUUACACCAAGAGCAGCACAUUAUGGGAAGAGAUGAACACGUUGAGGCCACUUCCCAUUUGCAAAUGCAAUCCAAGGUGUGCGUGUGACAUAGUGGAUGAAAUCCGAAAAGAAAGAGAUGUAGAUCAGGUAAUCAGAUUUUUGCAGGGGCUGAAUGAUGAUUAUAAUAGUCUGAAAUCUAAUAUUCUCGUUUUGGAUCCCCUACCUGAGUGCAAAGCAAUGAAAGUUUCGCAGGUGAAGGAGCUGUUACAGCAGCUCUGA